Messenger RNA from Girardinichthys multiradiatus, 4411 nucleotides. It is a transcript of the gene phf12b, whose product is annotated as PHD finger protein 12b. Lineage: Eukaryota; Metazoa; Chordata; Actinopteri; Cyprinodontiformes; Goodeidae. The record is from RefSeq and is a predicted model, not a curated record. Bases 626 to 3685 code for a protein of 1019 amino acids. Gene Ontology annotation, molecular function: transcription corepressor activity; protein binding. Gene Ontology annotation, cellular component: Sin3-type complex; nucleus. The transcript has 15 exons. Gene Ontology annotation, biological process: negative regulation of transcription by RNA polymerase II.
CGCCAACUGGAGGAGGAUGUUGCUAGCAGCCAGUGUAGAUGCACAGGCUCUUCACAACAAUAACAUUCUGUAAAAUUUGCAUCUCCACAUCUCCGAACCGAGGGUUCCACUCCGAGAACACUCCCGGAUCCGCACAUUGGAUAACAACCCUAGCAUUUACAUACAUUUAUAGUUCCGUCUUCUUUUGACAAUGGGAGUGGAUGGGUUUGCAGGUUUACUGAACGGUUUUUUGACAGAAGCAGAAACAAGAAUCUUGGCUUUCCAGCUAGGCCGCAGACGUUUUUUGUCGCCAUGAGCAAGAAUCGACUGGCGAUAAAAUAUUGGAUGUAUUCUCUGUGGGUUUGUAUUGUUGCAAGUGCUACGGAGCCGAUGCUUUCAUAGCAAGAUUAUUUUUAAUUUUCACUGUUUCUGCUUGAGCCAACAACAGAAGCUAGCGAGCUCUCUAGCUUCUCAACCUUGACUGGCUGCCGUCUUGUCUCGGUAAUUAGCUCAGCUAGCUAGCUAGCGAUCACUUGGCCACCAAAGCAGCUGGGUUUAAACUUUUCGUGGAAGAUUUACCUUCACCGCCGGAUACCCCGCGAUUCUGGUACCACAGAUUUCGUGUGCGAGGUCAGCUUCUGGAUGAAUGUGGAACAAAAUGGAGACCCCGACGAUUGUGUACGAUUUGGAUACCUCUGGAGGCUUGAUGGAGCAAAUCCAAACUCUGUUGGCACCUCCGAAGUCCGAGGACGUGGAGAAGAGGAGCCGGAAGCUGGUAAGAGAUGUUCGGAGGAGCGGCAGGGCCACCAACCACGACACCUGCGAUAGCUGCAGGGAGGGGGGAGAUCUGCUGUGCUGCGACCACUGUCCAGCUGCUUUUCAUUUACAGUGCUGCAACCCACCGCUUAGUGAAGAAAUGCUUCCUCCUGGAGAAUGGAUGUGUCAUCGCUGUAAUGUGAGAAAAAAGAAGCGGGAGCAGAAGUCUGAGCAGACUAAUGGCUUCCCAGAUCGGUCGUCAACCAAGCGUUCCACUUCUCCAACGGGGGAGCUUGAGGUCAACACCGGCCCGCUGAGACUUGAUGGCCUUCCACCAGGGGCCGGGGCUGCAGGUCCUGGUCUACGAGUGGCUCAGGUCCGCCUCUUGGACCGCAGGACCAGCAGCAGGCCUGGCAGCCGCCCCGGGACACCGACAUCCAACACUUCAUCCACCCCAACCCCAUCAGAGGAGCAGAAUGAUGGAGAGGAAGAGGCAGCUGACCCUGAGGAUGACAUUCAGGCAGUUGAACCUGAUGGUGCAUCGCUGUCAGCACCGGCACCACGCCUUCUCAAGAGACCCUUUCAGCUUCUAAUUGCAGCAGCUAUGGAGCGAAAUCCCACACAGUUCCAGUUGCCCAAUGAGCUUACGUGCACCACUGCACUACCAGGCAGCAGUAAACGAAGGAGAAAAGAAGAGCUGCUGGGCAAACCAUUCAGAAGACCUCAGCAUGAACUGGAUCCUAAUGGCCUGGUCCCUCUGCCCGUCAAAGUUUGCUUUUCAUGCAACAGGAGUUGCAGGAUGGCUCCACUGAUCCAGUGUGACUAUUGUCCACUUCUUUUCCACAUGGACUGUCUGGACCCCCCACUGACAGCUUUGCCUACUGGCAAGUGGAUGUGUCCAAACCAUGUUGAGCAUAUAGUGCUGAACCAGAGAAGCCUCAGCUUGUCUAGUCGCUGUCAGCUCUUUGACCAGUUCCAAGACAGGAUCUCUCAGCAUGCUGUCAGGUUGAACUUCCUUCAUAGAGUCCAUCGGCAGAAUGCUCCCAAUAGGCGGACCUCUUACCAGCAGAACAAGAAAACCAUUAAGGUGCCAGAUGCAAUCAAGUCUCAGUACCAGAAUCCUCCCCCUAUGCUGCUUCCUGCAGGGGUAAAUCAGUUGGAGUUGGUUUGUAGCAGACUUCCCAACCAUCAGCCCUCAAAGCACCUGACAACAGAGAUUGAACAGGAAGAGUGGCUUCAGGACAUCAUUGCCCUCCAGUGUAGCAUCAUGAGACACCUAUCCAUUAAUCAGAAGGUCAGAUCUGCCACAUCCACAGAGUUUCCAGUGGAGUUUGAGAGUAAAAAGCCCUGUGUUACAUCAGAGGAGAUGAAAGCUCAGGCGGCUGAAGAAAGAACUUCUGAUCCAUGCUCUAAGUUCUGCAUCAUGCCUGAUCACCCCCAAGAAGCCUAUGUAUCUCGGGACACCUUAACAGAAUUGGGUGUUUGUAAAUGCAGUAUGGCACCAUGUCCGAAAUGUAGGAAACCAAAUGGACCUCUGGCAGAGCUUCAGCCUCCCAAAGCCAACGGACCCCUAGACUGUAAGAGUGCCUCAGACCCCUGCAGGCAGCCUGACCUGCAGCAUAGAUUAAAGACUAAUGCCACAUCAUCCUCAGACUCAGCUAUCCCUUCAGGGCUAAUGAACCACAUAGGAACAGAGACAGUGAAAAGAGAUCCAGAAAGUACAACUGAAGCCUUUGCUCAGCAAAACUGCCCCACAGUUUGGCCUCACAACAGCCAGCAGAAUCAUAGGGGCCAGAUGGAGCUCCAGGAGUACUGUUUGAGCAUUGAUGAUAACCCCCCGUCCUCCUUCACCAGCAGUUCCUUGUCAGAGGUACCACCUAAAGGCAGCUAUAGGCAAAACUUGACAAUGCACGGACCAUUAUCACCGCCUCCAGAUAAAAAGGGUGGUCCUGGACUGAUGGACCCUCUGGUGCCCAGUGCACUCUCCUCUAUCCCAAACCUUUCCACUUGCAUGAACAGUGCCAGGGACAUUGGUGGGAUCGAGCUGGACAAGUUAGAUGCAGAAAUGAUCAAGCUCCUGGCCUACCAAAGGAUCCAACAGCUCUUCCCCCACAAAGUUUUCAACAAUCCAUCUCUCCUGGCCACAAGCAAUUCCUCAAAACUCCCACCACCACAUCAUGACGGUCAGAAGAAUGUGCAGGCACGAGCUGUUCUUUAUCCUCUGGCAGGACGAGGAGACACCAUCAACAUGUGCUAUAGGACGUUGUACAUAGGAUCUGGUGCUGACAUGGAUGUGUGCCUUACAAACUAUGGUCACUGCAGCUAUAUAUCUGGGAAACACGCCUGUAUUUUCUAUGAUGAGAAUACGAAACACUACGAGCUCCUCAACUACAGCGAGCACGGCACAACAGUGGACAACGUCCUCUAUUCGUGCGACUUCUCUGAGAAGACCUCACUGUCCCCACCCAGCAGCCUCGUGGCCAAGGUCCAAGGAAUAAUCCGUCGCAGUAAGAAGAGACAGGACAGGGUUAUGGGUUUUAUGCCAGCUGGAGGAGUGAUGAGCAGCCAGCCUCAAGGCAGCGUGGGGUCGUUGUGCAGCUGCAAGGGGAGCAGUUCCAGCCUUAUUGGUGGCAGCGGUGCAGGCUGGGAGGGCACAGCUCUCCUUCAUCAUGGCAGUUACAUCAAACUGGGAUGCCUCCAAUUCGUUUUCAGCAUCACAGAAUUUGCUGAUGAGCAGCCAAAAGAAGAGCACGCCAUUCUUCCUCCUGCAGGUUGCACAAGCACCACCCAGAGCAGUGGCAGUAUGGCCAGCUCUGCUCCUGCCUCCACUUGCACACCACCACCCCCCAGCACUGCUAUUGUAAGCAGCCCCUCCAGUCACGACGAGGCUGAUGCUGAGAUUGCUCCUCCCCACCAAGUGCCCGUUCUGCACUACAACUCUGUUCCAUAACCCACACAGGACACAUGCUCUGCCUCGUUUUAUUUUGCACCUUCCGUGUCACAAUAAAGAGAACGCUACGCAACAGGAUGGUCAACAGGGAAUAGUUUAUUUUUUUCAAUUUCAAAUUGUUUAUAUUUGCAUGAAAUUUAAGUAUUAUUGACAAGUAUUAUUGACAAUCUCUUCUGUUUGAGAAUGACUGACGAUAACCUUGUUUUCACUUCAGACUAUUAGGACUUUGAGCAAAGAUUAUUUACUUGAGCUCAUUUAUUUUUCACAGUAUAUAUUAGUUUUGUGUAAUGUAACUUUACUGUGUUGGUCAGAACCAUUUAGCAGUGACCCUUUUUUUUAGUAUUGAAUUCCAUGCAUUGUAAUUUCCUUUGCUGCUUUUGCACCACAGGUAGCUAUAAAUGUAUGUAAACAUACAUGCUUACACACUAUAUGUAAACAUACUGUAAAUGUAUAUAAUUCAAUGUUUCUCAGCUGGAGGAACUUUGGAUUCCAUGUAGAUUUAUCAUUUUUUGGUUUUUAACUUUACAGUCAUGAAAUUUGUGAUACUGUGUAGAGUACCUGCAGUUUUGUGAUAAAACUUGUUCUUAUGUAUUGUAGUCCAUCUUUCAGUACCAUAUUGUUUAGCACUCAUUUUAACAUCAUGUGUUGCUCUGUAUAUAGGCACUCUUUAUCUGUACCUGCUUGUCUGUUAAAACCUGUAAAUACAGAAAGAUUUUUAACAACGAA